Messenger RNA from Bombina bombina (fire-bellied toad), 1344 nucleotides. It is a transcript of the gene NPY5R, whose product is annotated as neuropeptide Y receptor Y5. Gene Ontology annotation, molecular function: neuropeptide Y receptor activity; neuropeptide binding. The record is from RefSeq and is a predicted model, not a curated record. Gene Ontology annotation, biological process: G protein-coupled receptor signaling pathway. NCBI's taxonomy places the organism in Eukaryota, Metazoa, Chordata, Amphibia, Anura, Bombinatoridae. Bases 1 to 1344 code for a protein of 447 amino acids. The transcript has a single exon. Gene Ontology annotation, cellular component: plasma membrane; neuron projection.
AUGGAAUUGGAAACAAAAGACUAUGUUAACAAAACUAUUACCAAAGAGGAAAAUGGAACAUUUACAACAUCAAGCUCAAUAUUCCCAGAAUGGGAGGAUUAUAACAGCAGUGUGGAUGAUAUUCGUUACUUUCUUAUUGGCCUGUACACAUUUGUGAGUCUCCUUGGAUUUAUGGGAAAUCUACUAAUUCUUUUGGCCAUUUUCCGAAAACGCAAACAAAAGACUAUAAUAAACUACCUCAUUGGAAACCUAGCCUUUUCAGAUAUUUUGGUUGUGCUCUUCUGCUCACCUUUUACGUUAACCUGUGUUUUACUAGAUCAAUGGAUUUUUGGAGAAAUUAUGUGUCAUGUUGUGCCUUUUCUACAAUGUGUUUCUGUACUAAUUUCAACUUUAAUGCUGAUGUCCAUUGCCUUGGUCAGAUACCACAUGAUAAAACACCCCCUUUCAACCAAUUUAACAGCAAACCAUGGAUACUUUUUAAUUGCAACUGUCUGGACACUUGGGUUUACUAUAUGUUCUCCUUUGCCUGUAUUCCACAAAGUUAUAAAUUUGAGAGAAGCAUUUCAUUUAGACUCAUUGAUCAAUAGCUACUUGUGCAUAGAGUCCUGGCCAUCUGAUUCGUAUAGAAUCGCUUUCACAAUUUCAUUAUUGCUUGUUCAGUAUAUAUUGCCAUUGUCUUGUCUAACCAUAAGCCACACAAGUGUAUGCAGGAGUAUUAGUUCAAGGAUGCCAAACCAAGAAGCUAAAAUUGAAGAAAAUGAAAUGAUUAAUCUAACUCUCCAUCCGCUACGAAAUAAUCAAUUGGAUAUUGAAAGUAAAACCACUCGCCGUUGGAGUUACUCUUGUGUACGAAAACAUAGAAGAAGGUAUAGCAAAAAAUCUGCUAGUGUUGUUCCGGGAACAUUAAGACGCCAGCAAGACAGUAAUACUGGAGACGUACCAGAAACAUCUACCACAGAGAGGAGCACAAUUCCUUCUAGUGCCUACUUACCUGGGGUACCCAUAUGUUUUGAAAUGAAGCCAGAUGAAAACUCUGAGAUGCACAAUAUGAUUUCUGUUUCUAAAUCCAUUACUCGCUUAAAGAAGAGGUCUAGACUUGUUUUCUGCAGGCUAACUGUAUUGAUUUUGGCUUUUGCUGUCAGUUGGAUGCCACUUCACCUUUUUCAUCUUGUAACUGAUUUUAAUGCUAAUCUUAUUUCCAAUCGACAUUUUAAAUUGGUCUACUGUAUCUGUCACUUGCUUGGUAUGGUCUCCUGUUGUCUAAAUCCCAUACUGUAUGGAUUUUUAAAUGAUGGUAUCAAGGCUGAUUUGAUAUCUCUCAUACAGUGUUUCCAAGUAUCUUAA